AUGGUUAUGGAAUAUCAUGGAGAAAUCGACAGUAAACGCAAAAUUCAUUCUCAGUACAACCACACCGAUUGCAUCACAGUCUCGAUUUCUACUCCGAUGUCGUCAAUGGCCACUUCUCUGGUCUGUGGUGGAGAUUGCAUCGUCGGUGAUGGUGCUCUUCCUCAUGGUCGUCGGGAAUCCCGGUGGGUUAAUAUUUACAGACGGCGCGAACCGCAUCAGCUUUUGAGCUGGUUCCAGCAUAUCGUCGAACAAGUCGUCUGCGCUGUUGCGGGUAGAGGGACUAGGACGUUUCCAUGUCUCAAGAACAAGAGUGCGUGGAAGUCUGUUCUCAGUUCUUAUUCGAUAGUAGCUAAAGUGAUUUUUCGUUUUGGGAUUGAUUACUUGAUUCUGUACUGUAGUUUCUAUGAAGGGGAACGCCUAGAUUCCAUGCUCGACUCAAUUAAGAGGGGAAUAGAAUCAGCAAAAUUCUUGGAUGGAGGCUCCUUACCUGAAAAAAUUUGGUUCAAGCAACAAUUCUCAAUUGGGGUUAAUGAUGUCACCCGCGUGCUUGAGCGGAUGGCUCCAACCUCUGAGACUGGGAAUUCUCAUGAACAUCAUAAUGUAAUUUGUGGCAACCGAAAAGUGCCAUUGGAUAAGCUUCAGGCGGUGCUUUUGGCUUCAGAUUGCAACCCAAGAUGGCUAAUGAAGCAUCUGCCAAGCCUGGCCUCAUCAAGGAAGGUACCCAUUAUUUAUGUCAAGGACAGUAAACGGGGAUCUUUGAGAUUAGGUGAACUCGUCAAACUGAAAACAGCAAUUGCAAUUGGAGUGAAGGCGAGAGGUAAUGCUAUUAAUCAAAACGUUGACGAAAUUCUUCAUGGCAACAAACUAAAUCUUGAACCAGCGUACCUGAAGGUGAAUGAGGUGCCUGCAGUACCGUCUAAAGACCAUCCGAACGGGCUGGGGCUUUUGCAUAUGCAUUCAGAGAAGAAGCAACGACAAAGUGAAUGAGUGAGCUACUAUGACCAAGUUUGGCUUAUGCUAGUUGAGCAUGGGGAAGAAAUUCCGCUCUUGAGCUGUUGCACAAGUAGUUUCUACCCUUUUGACAUUGCUGCCAUGUUCAUAAUAAUGAAAAGUGGUUCUGAUCACCCUAGCACUUAUGGCUUAGCCAAGACAAAUGGAUCAGAAACGUUUUUCUGGUCUCCUGUAUCCAUACUCUAUAAGCAGAUUAAUUCGGUAAUUGGACUAGUUUCGUUACUUGCUUUGCUAAUGUUGCAUUCUUUUCUUUCUUCAUGCCUCGUUCUUUGCAGGAAAUCAAUCAAUUAGUCAAAAAAGA
Tripterygium wilfordii is the source of this 1312-nucleotide messenger RNA. RefSeq lists its product as uncharacterized. Lineage: Eukaryota; Viridiplantae; Streptophyta; Magnoliopsida; Celastrales; Celastraceae. The coding region runs from base 1 to 987 and encodes 328 amino acids. The transcript is spliced from 7 exons. The record is from RefSeq and is a predicted model, not a curated record.